Messenger RNA from Trichobilharzia szidati, 2263 nucleotides. Lineage: Eukaryota; Metazoa; Platyhelminthes; Trematoda; Strigeidida; Schistosomatidae. The record is from the annotation of a GenBank genome assembly.
AUUGAAAAGUGAAAGCGCCAAUUUUAGAUCUAACGCAGCAAUUAAGCAUGAUUACAGAAUUAAGUGCUGAUGAAGACUCGAACCCAAUUGAGAUUGAAAGUUUGUGCGUCAAAUGCUUAAAAAAUGUAAGUGGAUAAUACAGUUUGUUGCGUUUACGUACUGUACGCAAACAUGCACUGAAACUAGUCGUUGCAUCGAGAUGUUCUCUGAUGUAGAAAAUAUUAGAUGACUUUUAGUGAAGCCUUUUUGCAUAAAUACUUUAGAAUUUCAUGGCCAAGAGUAAACAACUGACAUCAAAGUCAAAUGACCUCGAUUCAGCCAAUCAGGUAGCUCAGCAUUACAAGUGGAUGCUAGUCAUAAUCCUCGUUGCUAGUGUCUCCUAGAUUAUGUUUCUGACUUCUCUGUACAAAAUGGGUUGAUAGGGAGGACUAAAACAUGCGUAGGUAAAAGGACAAUGACUCUGAAAAAGUGUUACUGGGCUACUGAUGGUUAUGCACUCAAAUGCAACCACUUAAGUGGUUUAUAUGAAGGAGUUGGUAAGUCGUACAAAAUAUUGAUUAUUUAGACAUUUUUUUUCUCGAAAUCGAAACUCUCCUUCAGUAACAUUUUGCGCAUAUGCGACCAGUAUCUGCUGCAGCUUCAGAAAUAGAGAAUAAAUUGGUUUGAUGUGUGUAUGACCACUUCUAUGGGAGACAGCUGGCCCCUAGGGGCCAGCUUUUGCAUCAUAUAAGAGAUGUGUACACUGCAUGAUUCACUCUUAUUGCAUAUAUAUCAUAGAAGAAUCCCACUGGCUGUUUCAACGUCAUCCGAAGUUGGUGUUUAUUCUUUACUGUUGCCAGUUCAUGUAUAUUCCAGUUUCGGCACAACAUUCCUGUUGUUGACAAAAAUAGCAUAUUUUAAAGAGGUUAUCAUCUCAUCUUUCGGUUGUACACAUUGUGGAAAUGAAAAUCGAUUAGUUACACCAGCUUCUCGUGUACAAGAUAAGGGUCAACGUUUAACGCUAACAGUUAAAAAUGCAAAAGAUCUCAAUCGACGUCUUGUUAUACCGCCUGGUUCAACAUUAGAGAUUCCAGAAUUGGAUUCUUCAUUCCCGUUUUCUGAUGGAGGUUUAUCAACUGUUGAAGGAACACUUACAACAGUGGUAGACAAUUUAAACAGUUUACAACCGGAAAGAAAGCAAAUUGAUCCAGAGUUGGCAGAGAAAAUUGAAAGUUUUAUGGGUCAGUUGAGUAAUUUAUUAAAUUUAGAGAAGCCGUUUACAAUUAUUAUCGAUGAUCCGUCUGGAAAUGGAUUCAUUGAAAAUUAUCUCGCUCCAAAUGAUGAUCCACAAAUUGAAAUUUCAACUUAUGAACGUACACCAGAACAAAGUGAAUUACUCGGUCUUCAACCACAACCACCUUUGGAAUUGUUCAAUAAGGCGAAGAGUAUCCCUGAAACAAUUCCUGAAGAGCCAGUUGAUGAGUCUACCAAACCUGUCGGAAAAGAUGAAGUUAUGUCUUUCACAAUGAAUUGUCCAUCGUGUAAAGCUGUAGCAGAAAAUAAAAUGAAAGUUGUCGAUAUACCACAUUUCAAAGAGGUUAUCCUAAUGGCACUGAAUUGUCCAUCUUGUGGCUUUAAAGACUGUGAAGUUCGUUCAGGCACUGGUGUAUCACCGAAAGGAAAGCAUUAUAAACUACGCAUAGCAAAUGUCUAUGAUUUAUCAAGGGAUAUUUUAGUCUCUGAAUCUGCAGCUAUUAAAAUACCUGAACUGGAAUUUGAAUCAAUGGGUGGUACUCUUGGCGGAAGAUUUACAACAAUUGAAGGCUUAUUAGUAGCAAUCACUGAUCAAUUGAUCAGUGCCAAUCCGUUUAUUGUCGGUGAUAGUACAUCAACUGAGGAGGCGAAAGGUAAAUUAGGAUCAAUGAUUGCACGUUUAAAAGAGAUAACAUCUGGUGAAAAACUUGAUGUACUCUUCGAACUGAAUGAUCCUGCUGGUAAUAGUUAUAUUCAAAAUAUAUACGCACCAGAUCCGGAUCCAGAAUUGGAAUUGAUUGAAUAUGAACGAAGCGAAGAGGACAAUGAUGUUUUAGGCUUAACAGAUAUGAAAACUGAAAACUAUGAGACCACAGAAGACAAGAGUUGAAAAUGUGUUGUUUUUUCCUUCUGGCCUUCUUUAUGCUGUUUUAUCUUCUGUAUUCAUUUCUACAAUGAUUGAUGAUGAUCAGUAAAUUCAAAAAUAAAAAUUUUUUUCAUUUUCUGGAUGUUUUUAAUUUUUGAACAAAAC